AUGUGGAUGUCCGCUCCACCUCAAUGGAACUGCACCUUCAGCCGGGGUUGCGGGCCUAGAGCAAUAAGGUACCGCGGGACAGGCCUCGGCCUCGAUCAGGAGAAGGGACGAGGUUUGGUCAUUGCUGGGGUUGCAGACCAAGCGCAACCCGUACACCGUGGCCUCAGCCUGGAGCAGGAGAAGAAACGUGGGAGAUUUUAUUCAUACUGCAUGUUACUGUUUCACCAGGAUACGGUGGUGGAAUUGAUUAAAAACGUUAAUUCGGACUAUAAGGAGUUACCGAAUCUGUCCGUAAUUGAAAAGGAAUUGAUGUAUAAAUACGUCAAGCAAGGCACUGCCAAAAACGGAGAAGUCUCCUUGGAGUUCAUAACGUUUAUUAUAGGGGGGAUAAUGAUAAGUGCAGCCCCGUGUUACUACAGCGAUUUGCUUAUGGAAAAGGGUGAAGCUUUACGCUUGACCUUAUAUACAUGUGGUUGGGAGAUGCAGUACGAUCGGCGCACGCGCACCACGCUUCAGCUGAUGCUGCAAAAGGCGCUCAGACCAGUUGCUAUACAAACUAUAUUCAGGACCUUAUGCUUGGACGCCCUAACUGAUUUGUAUCAACAAUCAUACGCCAUCUUUAAUCUGAUGAACGCCGCGUGGAAUUAA
This is a messenger RNA of Spodoptera exigua (beet armyworm), 648 nucleotides long. Lineage: Eukaryota; Metazoa; Arthropoda; Insecta; Lepidoptera; Noctuidae. The record is from the annotation of a GenBank genome assembly.